AGUCGGCUGGCCAUGGCGGCGCCUUGGAGGCGAUGGCCCACGGGGCUGCUAGCCGUGCUGCGGCCCCUGCUCACCUGCCGGCCCCUGCAAGGCACGACGCUGCAACGGGAUGUGCUGCUCUUUGAGCAUGAUCGGGGCCGCUUCUUCACCAUCCUCGGGCUGUUCUGCGCGGGCCAGGGCGUCUUCUGGGCUUCCAUGGCUGUGGCAGCCGUGUCCCGGCCCCCGGUUCCGGUGCAGCCUCUGGAUGCGGAGGUCCCAAAUCGUGGCCCCUUCGACCUGCGCUCCGCGCUCUGGCGCUACGGUCUGGCCGUCGGCUGCGGCGCCAUCGGGUAUAGCACAAUAAGAAACCGACAAAAACAGCAGCUGAUGACUCACUCCAACAACGCACAGCACCAGAAGGCAAGGAAAUCAAACCUCAGAGGCUAAAUGUUCCAUGACUUCUCCAAGAUCAUGAAGAGCCGCCAGCUGUAUGGGGAACAAGGCCUGGAUCCCACCCCAAAGACAUGGAUUGGAGACCCACCCCUUGGUGACCCUAGACCCGCCAAUAGAUCGUUGUGAAGCUGCAGUUUCCCUAUCUGUAAAAUGGGAGCAUUUAGUCCACCAGCGCGAAAGGCACGGAGGGAGUUUCCCUAUUAUAUGACCGUACACGAAAUCUAGACUGUGACCAAAGUCUCCCGCUCCUCAGCCUCCUCUCCUCCGCAUCCUCAGCCACUAGUCACGCUGGAGAGGAGGCGUGGGAACUGACCUCCGCGGGCCGGGCCUCGGCAACGCGCAUCCUCCCACCCGGCCUAGCCCAGCCCAGAUCGGGGAGGGGGUGCGCGGGGGGAGGAGGUCAGGGGUCACUGAACUUGGGUCACGUGGUCAGCCAAGGGGGCGGGCCCUCGCGGUGCGGGCUCCAAGACUGGUGAGUAAGCAGUCGGCGUCGGGAAUGGGGAGUCCUUGGACCAGAGCAAGGCCUGCUCACCUGAAGACCCCGGCGUGGCGAAGGCUGCUACCGAGACGACGGCGGCGGGGGCGGUGGCGGCGGCGCCCACUCACGAGCUCACACUCAUUCCCUCUCCCGGGGCCCCGGCCCCGCCCUCCCCAAUACAGCCAGUCGGCGGGCGCCUUGGAAAGUUUCCGGCCCUCCAGGAGGCUUCCUGGCUCUUGAUUGGCCAGUGUGAACAGACUGUAGAGACCGGCGGUCACGUGACGCUGAAGAUUCCCGCUUCUUAAAGCAACCUCUCUUGCUACGUUUGCGAGUAGGUGUGUAUUGUUUUAACACACGUUUAAUAAGCAUAUUUUAUUUUUUUUACCACCACAAUAGUAACGAGGAAAUAAACAGUCUCAAAGACA
Molecule: messenger RNA, 1335 nt
Organism: Homo sapiens (human)
Lineage: Eukaryota; Metazoa; Chordata; Mammalia; Primates; Hominidae
Gene: TMEM223
Product: transmembrane protein 223
Exons: 4
Coding region: 13-426 (137 amino acids)
Cellular component (GO): mitochondrial inner membrane
Source: RefSeq, a predicted model, not a curated record